This is a messenger RNA of Geodia barretti, 351 nucleotides long. The record is from the annotation of a GenBank genome assembly. Lineage: Eukaryota; Metazoa; Porifera; Demospongiae; Tetractinellida; Geodiidae.
GCACCAGUCCAUUCUAGUCCGGCAUUUAGGGAUUUCCAGGUCCCCUAACCACUAUGGCUUACCAUGGUGGGAGGUGUGUUAGUAACAUGGGUCUAUAUAUACCUUUGUUAGGCAUACAGAGGCAGAUCCAGUCUAUAGGUGCGGCGUAAUAUGAACACACAAACUUCUGGUUAUUGCACAUUUUAUCCUCACGAGAGGGAACUCCGUCUCAUUCAGCUUACUCCAUAUCUCCCUGAGCUGACUUACCACAGGUACAAAUACUGCUGUGCUGUAUACCAGCAGCACAAUAGAGACCAAGACAGUGGUAUAUAUGGAAACAUCAGGUGAAGUGUCAUAACAAAGAAAAGACUU